ACAAUUCUCUCGAUGUCAGACUCAACCCUAACCUUCUGGUGCAUCGUUGCUGGAGCACUAGCCUUGUCAUAUGGUUAACCCGCGAACCUGAACUCGAACCUUGCUAGAGCAAGAACUAUUGGCGACGAAGAGAGUGGGGCGACGGCACCUAAACCUGAACUAGAGCGAUUGAGAAAGAAGAACCAGGGAAAGGAGGCUCUACUGCUCUCAUCUUCCUCUGUCGUCUUCAGCGUUUCGGCCUCCAUCCACGAUAAGAAUAUUGGUUGUCAAAGCUUCAGUAGUGUGCAUCGGUUCUUAUGCUUUUCAAUUGGUGAUGGGGGUUAUGGAGAAUAUGCUGCAUUCAAAGUCAUUAACCAUGGUUACAUCAACCAAUAACAGCAAUAACGAUGAAAGAUUUGGGAAACCAUCAAUGGAAAAUGGGCAUUGCAUUGUUCUUACCCAGCUCAAUUUUAAGCGUCGAAAAGUGUCUGCCAUUCGGGAUUUUCCUGAAGGUUGUGGACGGUUUGUGCCUAGAAUUGAUUUAACACCAAAUGUAAAUACUACUAACUUUGGUGUUGAUGAAGGUAUAGUAGAUGAGGAUAAGAGUGGUGAAGAUUUAAAGGAUGGAUUAGCUAGAACUUCCAAGCUUGAGGAUGAGUCCCAACAUGCUAUGUUUCCUACUCAGACUCUCCGACAAUCCAAUGUCUAUAGUCGGAAGAAGGAAAUGUCAAUGGUCUCAUCAAAAAUUGUGGAUGAGCCUCCUUUGACGAAUGAUGAAACUGUAAAAAUGGGGUUGGUUGGUUUGGAAGACUUGGAAUUAGGAACUGCAGAAGGGGUAAAAUGUGAUUCUUCUAAAACGUCAAAAGACUUGCAUAAAAAUGGCCCUUCUUCUUUGGUAGGUGAGGUGGUUCUAUUAAAUAGUAAAUUCUUGUCACCAAAUGUAAGCUUGGCUGAUUCUAUUGAUUGUUUGGGUAAGAGUGUAACAAGAAGGCAUUUUCCCCAAAGAAAAGUUUCAGCCACUAGAGACUUUCCUCCUUUAUGUGGACGAAAUGCUCCACGCCUUGGUAAGGAUGGGUGUUUAGAGGAGAUCUCUUCUCAAGAUAAAAAAAUCAAGGGUCAACUGGACUUGGUUGUAGAUGACAAGGAAGUGAAAAAGGUUGUCGCCUCUAAUGUGAAAGAAAAGGAAAAGAACGUUGAAUGUGGAGAUGCUUGCAAUCUAGUGAAUAUAGUACAAGGUGAUUUUGAAGGGAAUUUUAUGUGGAGAGUGAAUAAGUUAGAUGAACUUGGAGCAUCUUCUGACAUGAAAUUGCUACCAGAAGAUUCAGGAGAUAAGCACGUUGCACUUCCUGAUGAUAGCAAUCACAAUCAAGUAUUAACAAGUACCCCAACUGUAGUUGAAGAAGAAAGUAGAGAUGCUAUACAGCUUGAGGAAACACUAGGAAAGGAGAUAGUAGUUUAUUCAGGAGCCCAAAGCCUUGUGGCAGAGCCUCUUGAUACAUCUUCUUGCCAUCAUAAGCCAAAACGAGAUUUCAAUGAAUUGCAAGCUCCAUCUAGCAGGAUGGUUGUCCUAGGCUUGAUGUCUGAAUCGACAUGUCCUUGGAGGAAUAAUCUAGGUUCUUCCAAAUCUGGUAUGUUGGGUGGUAAAAUUGGAGGAAAGCGAAAGAAAACUGAUUUUUUUGCACGGUUUGAUAGGUCUAAGGUUGCUGCCAAGUCUAAAGACUCACCAAAUUGUCUUGGGAAGAAGCCUGUAAUAAAGAAAAAAGGAAGUCGUGCUGCUGAAGGUAUGGGUCAACUAGUAGUUUGGGAGAAUAAAGAUACUCUUGACUCAGAUAAAAAUAUUGAAGAGACAAGUGUUGUCCCAAGAUCCCAAGGUUUUGAUGUUUAUGUUCCUCCUUUUGGUCAUGGAAAUCUGAGUGGUAAUGACAGAGACUCAAAUGUGACUCGAAAUAAAGUGAGGGAGACAUUGCGCCUUUUCCAAGCAGUUACUAGAAAGCUAUUACAGGAGGAUGAAGCACAUUCAAAAAACAAAGGGAACGCUCAUAGGAGGAUUGAUACAAUAGCAUCUCAGAUCCUUAAGGAGAAAGGGAAAUAUGUUAACACGGGGAAGCCAAUCUUGGGACCUGUCCCUGGGGUUGAAGUUGGUGAUGAAUUUCAGUACUGGGUGGAGCUUAAUAUGAUCGGUCUUCAUCGCCAGUCUCAGGGAGGCAUAGAUUCUGUAGUGCAUAAUGGUAAGAUCCUUGCAACUAGUGUGGUUUCAUCUAAAGGCUAUGCUGAUGAGUUGGGCAGUUCAGAUGUCUUGACUUAUACCGGGCAGGGGGGAAGUAUGUCAAAGAAUGGUAAAGAACCUGAAGAUCAGAAGCUUAAGAGGGGCAAUCUUGCUUUGAAGAACAGUGUCACAGAAAAGAAUCCUGUCAGGGUAAUACGUGGCUGUGUAUCAACAGAUGGAAAAUGUAGGAGAUAUGUUUAUGAUGGGCUAUAUGAAGUUGAGGCAUAUUGGCAGGAUAUGGGGCCACAUGGUAAGUUGGUUUAUAGGUUUCGGAUGCGAAGAAUCCCAGGUCAACCAGAACUUGCUUGGAAAGAAGUGAAAGAAUGCAAAAAAUUCAAAAAAAGGGGGGGUCUAUGUGUUGAGGACAUUUCUAAUGGGAAGGAGUCAAUUCCAAUAUGUGUUGUGAACACGAUAGAUGAUGAGAAACCCCCACCAUUUGAAUACACAACUAGAAUGAUAUACCCUAAUUGGUGCAAUCCCAUUCCUCCAGAGGGAUGUAGUUGUACAAAUGAAUGCUCUGACUCUGACAAAUGUUCUUGUGCGGUCAAAAAUGGGGGAGAGAUCCCAUACAAUCAUAAUGGGGCCAUUGUAGAAGCAAAGCCUCUUGUUUAUGAGUGUAGUGCUUCUUGCAAGUGUCCUUCAACAUGUCAUAACAGAGUCAGCCAACAUGGCAUAAAAUUUCAACUCGAAAUUUUUAAAACCAAGACAAGAGGGUGGGGUGUGAGAUCGCUAAAUUCCAUCCCUUCAGGAAGUUUUAUCUGUGAAUAUAUAGGAGAGCUUCUUGAAGAGAAGGAAGCAGAACAAAGAACUGGUAAUGAUGAAUAUCUGUUUGAUAUCGGGAAUCUCAUCAACAAUACUCUUUGGGAUGGACUUUCAAGCCUAAUACCUGAGGCACAGUCAAGUUCUUGUGAAAUUGUGGAAAAUAGUGGCUUCACCAUUGAUGCUGCCCAGUAUGGCAAUGUUGGGAGAUUUAUCAACCAUAGUUGCUCCCCUAAUCUUUAUGCUCAAAAUGUUCUUUAUGAUCAUGAUGACAAGAGAAUACCUCAUAUUAUGCUUUUUGCUGCUGAAAAUAUUCCUCCUCUGCAAGAGUUGUGUUAUGAUUAUAAUUACAUGAUAGAUCAAGUUUAUGAUUCUGAUGGCAAUAUAAAGAGGAAGGCUUGCUUUUGUGGUUCCGCAGAGUGUACUGGUAGGAUGUAUUGAGGCUUGCACAGGGGGUGAGCUCUAGAUUCUCGCCAAGGCCAAUUUCCUCCUCCACCCCCCACAUUGUGGUCAAGUGUGUGUGGAAUUCCUUCCACCAUUGCGUGGAUUGUUAAGCUUCUCCUGAAGCUCUAACUCUCUUGUAAGAAUCUCUCUUACAAGAACCUCUCUUGCCAGGUAUUCAACCAAGUUGUGAUACCAUUUAAUGCAUGGUAACAAUAAACCGAAUCACAGGAUACUUAAUUCAUUCACACCAAAAUACAGCACAUCCUCACCUGUUUAAAAUAGAUGCAUAGACAAAACGGCCUAACUGCUCUUAAUACUAAUUCCCUGUUACUCCUUAGAUUAAUUCCCAAACUACCCCUAAUUUCCGUGCAACAUCUCUCUGGGGAGGGAGGCAACAUUCUUGGAGUACCUAUAUCAGUCCCUCGAUAAUGCCACCUGUUUGCAAGAGUUUGUUUAAAUUCUAAAGAGUUAUUUGAUAGAAAAUUAGAGUUAUUAGGGUUGUCUAUCAUUUGGUGCACUGGAUGGAUGAGACUGCCUUGGGUUUAUUUGAUGGCAGCCUGCACCGACCUUGUUCACCCACUUAUUGUGUCUUUUCUUAGGUUAAACAGAAUGACUUAAAUCCUUGUUACAAGUUGGCUUGCUGCUUUGGUGAAUUUCUUCAAGAAAGUGUUCGAAAUUUAAUAAGAGAAGUUGUGCAUACAGACUAUGAAGUCUGGAGAUUCUGGAUGCUCUUCAUUGCCUCUUUCAUUUCUGGUAACACGCCGACAGAUCAACUCGAGAAAUGAGACUUAGUCGCUUACAAUGACCAUGAUAUGAUAAUGUUGAUUGUCACGUCGUUGUCUAUUUGGCCUCAAACUAUUCUUCAACUGUUAUUUCAGUAUUUCUUCCGUUUCAAGUCUGUUAGUUGUUUCCUUUUAUUUCUAUCUGGGUCUUUAUGAUACCUACUAUGGUACAUUUUGCUGCAUGAGGGAAGAGAAAGAUAGAGGUAAUUUUUUUAUUUUAUUAUUAUUGAAUAAUAAUAUUUGUUGAUGAUUUUUUAUAUUGGGACACGAGACAUUUGUCAUA
Molecule: messenger RNA, 4513 nt
Organism: Prosopis cineraria
Lineage: Eukaryota; Viridiplantae; Streptophyta; Magnoliopsida; Fabales; Fabaceae
Product: histone-lysine N-methyltransferase, H3 lysine-9 specific SUVH6-like
Exons: 3
Coding region: 314-3445 (1043 amino acids)
Cellular component (GO): nucleus
Molecular function (GO): histone methyltransferase activity; protein binding; zinc ion binding
Source: RefSeq, a predicted model, not a curated record